Galeopterus variegatus (Sunda flying lemur) is the source of this 3884-nucleotide messenger RNA. RefSeq names its product zinc finger protein 319 (gene ZNF319). Lineage: Eukaryota; Metazoa; Chordata; Mammalia; Dermoptera; Cynocephalidae. The transcript has a single exon. The record is from RefSeq and is a predicted model, not a curated record. The coding region runs from base 255 to 2003 and encodes 582 amino acids.
CGAUCAUUGGGGAAGGCAGAGCCUCCCUGGCAUUGCUGGGACCCUGCCUUGAAGAGCCCCCCUGUCCAGUAGACAGAGCUCUGUAGUCUGUCUUCUUGGUCAAUGACUUGGGCUGUCUGACCAGUCCCUCUUCUGUGCCUUGUCUGAGGUCCUUGUCCAUCCCUGAGAUUGGGCAGCUUCUCUCUCUGGGUUGGGUCACCUUAAGCGGGAAACUGAAGCCAUUACUCUCCAAACCCUGUUUCAUCUUCCCAAGCAUGUCGGAAAGCUGGCAGCAGCCACCACAGACGCAGCCGCAGCAGCCACAGCCACCACAACCUCAGCACCAUGCAGAGCCACCACCGGCCCUGGCCGAGCACACGCUGCCCCCGGGCACAGCUGAGAACCCCCUGGGCUGUGCUGUCUAUGGCAUCCUCCUGCAGCCUGACCCAGGCCUGCAGCCCCCACAACAUGCACCUCUACAGGCAGCAGGUGAGCCAGGCCCUAAAUGCGGUGUGUGUGGUCAUGACCUGGCACACCUGUCCAGCCCACACGAGCACCAGUGCCUGGCCGGCCAUGACCGCUCGUUCCAGUGCACACAGUGUCUCAAGAUCUUCCAUCAGGCUACUGACCUGCUGGAGCACCAGUGUGUACAGGCUGAACAGAAGCCCUUUGUCUGCGGCGUCUGCAAAAUGGGCUUCUCACUUCUUACCUCACUGGCGCAGCACCACAGUGCUCACAGUGGCCUUGUGAAAUGCUCCAUCUGUGAGAAGACCUAUAAGCCAGCUGAGGCAGCUGAGCCGGCUACCACGGCUGCCCCAUCACUACCCCCAGCCCCUCCACCAGCUGCUGUCACCCCUGCUGAACAGGCUGACAAGCCCUAUAGUUGCCCCAUCUGCCAGAAGCCCUUCAAGCACCUGUCAGAGCUCUCUCGGCAUGAGCGGAUCCACACAGGUGAAAAGCCCUACAAGUGCACACUGUGUGACAAGAGCUUCAGCCAGUCGUCCCACCUGGUGCAUCACAAGCGCACGCACAGUUCGGAGCGGCCCUACAAAUGCGCAGUCUGUGAGAAGACCUUCAAGCACCGCUCCCACCUGGUGCGCCACAUGUAUGCGCACUCAGGUGAGCACCACCUGUUCCGCUGCAAUGUGUGCGAGUUGCACUUCAAGGAGUCGUCGGAGCUGCUGCAGCACCCAUGCACACCAAGUGGUGAGCGGCCCUUCCGCUGUGGGGAGUGCCAGAAGGCCUUCAAGCGGCCGUCAGACCUGCGGCAGCAUGAGCGCACACACAGCGCCGAGCGACCCUUCAAGUGCGACCUGUGCCCCAUGGGCUUUAAGCAGCAGUAUGCACUGAUGCGGCACCGGCGUACGCACAAGACUGAGGAGCCCUUCAAGUGCGGCCUGUGCGAGAAGGGCUUCGGGCAGCCCAGCCACCUGCUCUACCACCAGCAUGUGCACACCCUCGAGACUCUCUUUAAGUGCCCUGUGUGCCAGAAGGGCUUCGACCAGUCGGCUGAGUUGCUGCGGCACAAGUGCCUGCCGGGCACGGCUGAGCGGCCCUUCAAAUGCCCUGUGUGCAGCAAGGCCUACAAGCGAGCCUCGGCCCUGCAAAAGCACCAGCUGGCCCACUGCGCAGCGGCCGAGAAGCCCCUGCGCUGCACGCUGUGCGAGCGCCGCUUUUUCUCCUCCUCGGAGUUUGUGCAGCAUCGCUGCGACCCGGCCCGUGAGAAACCACUCAAGUGCCCGGACUGCGAGAAGCGCUUCAAGUACGCAUCGGACCUGCAGCGGCACCGGCGGGUGCACACGGGCGAGAAGCCCUACAAGUGCCCCAACUGCGACAAGGCCUUCAAGCAGCGUGAGCAUCUCAACAAGCACCAGGGCGUGCAUGCCCGCGAGCAGCAGUUCAAGUGCGUGUGGUGUGGUGAGCGCUUCCUGGACGUGGCCCUGCUGCAGGAACACAGUGCGCAGCAUAGUGCCGCUGCCGCUGCAGCUGAGGGUGCCUACCAGGUAGCUGCUUGCCUGCCCUGAGUCCAGGCCACGGUCCCUACCACCCUUCCCUGUGUCCACACCAUGGCCCCCACCAGGCCCAGGCCAGCCUAGCCUCCGUCCGCACAGCUGCGUUGCGCCAAGCUCCCCACCCAGCUCAGUGUUCUGAGGCCCUGAGAGUGAGGACAAAAGGGGUACUGGGCAGGUGGUGGUGUGGGUGCUCAGCAGUGGGGAGAACUAGAUUGCUGUGGCUGGUCAUGAUUCCAUAAACCUCUUUGCUAUCACAGGAUUCACUUUCUUGAGAGCCAUCAGCCUCCCUCACCCUUGGGGAACUGGAACCAGGCUGGAAAUCAAAUGGCCUGCCCCAAGGAUGGGGGCUGCCAGCCCAAUCUUCCCAAUCUUUCAACCUAAUUAGAAACCAGUAGGUUAGGAAAGAGGAUGGUCAUGGUAGAGUCUGGGAGAAAGGCCUGUACCCCAGAGGUGGGCUGGGCAUAGGACAUCCCCCUCAAGUUGCUGUUUGGGGAAGAAGGCAGCUUUGUGAUGUAGCCGUAAGGACCAGAGAGGCAGAUGGUUAGCCGCAGUCCUCUGUGUGCUCCAGCCAGGGGCCAUGUGUCCCCCAGGUUUCUGACAGGUGAGAUGUAUAGGAUGGGAGUCUUUGGGCUGAGUCUGCCUGCAGACCAGUCGACCGAGCCAGAAGGGGUGAAUCAGAGAAGUCUUUGUGACACCCCCAGCCAGGGACAGUGCUGUCCUUGGACAAAGGAAGAAAGGCAGCCUGUUUGUGCUGAUGGUUAAUCCCAUGCUUUGGAAGCAUCCCUCCUACUUUUGCAGUGUGGUUCCGACCUGUGGUGGGGAAUGUACUCUCAGCUAGACAGAACUGUUGGUGUUAGACCACACAUGGCUGGGAGGGAGCAGAGCCAAGCCCGUGAUCUCCCUACAGAUGCAAACCAGUGUCCUCCCCCCGAAUUGCGUGCACCAAAGUGUCAGGGGCUCAGGGGCAAGACCCCAAUCAGCUCACCCCAGCCAUGCCUCAGGGCCAAGACCAGGCCUGGGUACCCAAGGUGGGGGAAUGGUCUCUGACUCCACAGUGCCCUCCCAGCCCAUGAGAAUACCCUCCACUUCCCAUCAGUCUGGCUGCUGGCCUGGACCCCAGGAGUCUCAUGCCGCCAAGAUGUCCUGGACAACAUCCAGCUACUUCAAAGGCAAGAGCAUUCUCCUUCGGGUCCUCCUGGAGUCCCCCUAGGUCUCAGGCUGCCCAUGGGGCUCGUGGAACAGAGGGUAUCCAGGGCUUAGGGAAUGGGAGGAGGAAGUGGGUUAAGGAAACCAGCAGGCAGCAUGCCUGGCAGGUGAAAGGAGUCGGUCAACAUCGCUGGACAGACAGGGCUCUCCUUGGGAAGCUGAGAAAGACUUUAUUAUCAAAAUAAUCAUUUUGAACCCAGCUCAGCCCCCUGACCUCUUCUAGCCAGACUGAGUCCCUGGUUGUGUCUCUUGAAAGAAGACGAACCAGUGCACACACCAGGGUCCCAGAGAGGCAGGGGGAUGCUACCUUGCCUCUCUCUCACCUUAAGUCUGAACAGCCACGUCCGCCUAUUCUGACUGGGUUCCCUCUUGUGCCUGCAGAGAGGGACUGGUCCUUCCCCUCGGUGCUGGCUCUCAGUCACGAUGCCUCAAAAGACAUGGAACCCAGGCUUAUAACAGUCUUGACUGCUAAUUUUUUCUUUUCAUUUUGCUUUCUAAAAGCAGUUUGUUAUACUAUUCAUAACACUGUAUAGUUUAAUUUCAUGUCAUUUUGGAUCUUAUAUAAAAAUGUGAGAAUUUGGAUUUUUAAAAAGAAUGACUUCAUUUUAGGUAGCCACUUUUGAUGUUAAUAUAUAGUGAGUCCAAUGUAUGCUUUAGAAGUAAAAACAUUGACCAUCACAGAUCCAA